Messenger RNA from Rubroshorea leprosula, 1991 nucleotides. The record is from the annotation of a GenBank genome assembly. NCBI's taxonomy places the organism in Eukaryota, Viridiplantae, Streptophyta, Magnoliopsida, Malvales, Dipterocarpaceae.
CUUCAGUGUUUUCAGGAUACCACUUAUUUGGCAUGAUAUCUAUAUUUUGGGAUGGAAAUCCAUUUUCCUGUUGUUAUAAUGGGUUAUCUUGAUCCAACAUCCAAAAUGGUUUUCAUUUGCUUAGAACUUUUAUGUUGCUAACCUUGUCACAGAAUUCACAACAAAGAUCUGGACUACAUAAUUUUUGGGAAACCGAAUCCGUUUGUAUUCAAGAAUACUGAAGCAAUUUUGAGUCAACUUAUGCCAUCUAGUCAUCUUUCUCUGUUGGAGAAUAGUGGAGUCUCUGAAUCACUUCCUUUCAAAACUCUUUAUAUGAUUGGUGACAAUCCUGCAGUUGAUAUCAAAGGUGCACGGCAGGCAGGGAGUCCUUGGUUUUCUAUCUUGACAAGGACUGGCGUUUUCCGGGGAGACAGUAAUCACACAGAGUAUCCGGCUGACCUGGCAAGUAACUUGAUCAAUUUGAUUGAUGCACCUCAUUAUUUCUACUUGCAUCUGUAUUCUAUAUAUUCUGGAAAUGUGCAUCUGCUCUCUUAGUCCAUCUUCCUAGUUCCAGUGUUUCACCCAUUGUUUUGCAGGUCGUUGACACUGUGGAGGAGGCAGUGGACUUUAUUAUGAGCAAUGAAAUUAUUCUUUAGGCAAAUUUUUUGAAGGCGUUAAUAUUGGAGGAUUUGUGCCAUGCCUUCGCGGCCUAUUUUGCAUCUGAAUCAACUAUGCAUACACAACAAAUUUGUUCUACAUUUUUCUGAGAAUUUCAUAUCAGCCUCAGUCGAAGUUAUAAAAAUUUUUUCAACUAAGGACAUAUCCUAGCUUUGGACCAAGUUCUCUCCCAUAAGCGUAGUUCGUCUUACAUAAAUUAUGGAGAGCGUGAUUUAUGUAAAUUGCAAAAUAACAUUACUGCAUAACUUUUUUAUCCAUAAAAAUAGUUGUAAAAACAUACUUAAUAGAAGAUUAUUUGAUUAAGAUAAUUGAUAUUUUCUUUAAUUUUUUUUAAAAAUGGAAUUCACCAGGAAUAUUAAGAUUGGGGAGGCAUUUUGAAGAACAAAAAAGAUUUAGGGUCUUGUCUGUAAUUUCCAUCCUUCUCAAAACUGCCGUGUCCCUUUGUUCUGCAAAUAGGAUAAGCCCCGCCCCUUCUAUCCUCUCCAGUCUCCACCCACAGCCAUGGAAACUACGCUCCUCUCCAUCCCUUCCUUCCACCCAUCGUCCUUCCAAACCCUAAUACUAAAACCCUCAAACCCACUUGUCUGCAAACCCAAACUCGUCGGCUGCAAAGCCCCUCAGUUGCUGUCCAUCAGAGCUGCCAUUUCCCGCUCCAGGAAAGAGGAAACCGUCGAGGCUGUCAAGAUCCAGCUCGAAAACUGUUAUCUCCUCGCCGGAAUCAACUACGAGGGCUUUACCGUGAAGCAAUUUCAAGUCCUGCGCAGAGCCUUCCCGGAAUCGUCGAAGCUACUCGUGGCCAAGAAUACGCUGGUAAUCAAGGCCAUAGAGGGCACCCCUUGGGAACCCCUCAAACCUUGCAUGAAGGGGAUGAACGCCUGGCUCUUCGUCCACAGCGAGGAGAUCCCCGCUGCGAUUAAGCCUUUCAGGACCUUCCAGAAGGAGGAGAGGUUAGAAGAAAAUGACUUUGUGGGUGCAGUUUUCGAGGGCAAGUUUUAUGGCCCUGGGGAUUUUAACCAGCUGGAGAACAUGCCUACCAGAGCAGAGGUUUAUGCCAAGAUGUUGGGAGCUUUGCAGGGGCCGGCAAUAGGGCUUGUGAGUACACUUAAGGCGCCAGCCAGGGAUGUAGUGAUGGUCUUGAAAGCUUAUGUCAAGAAGCUUGAGGAGAAAAGUGGGCAAUAAUGGAGUAUAAACUUGCAAGUUAGAGAUUCUUGAUUAGUAAGUGUAAUCUAAGAACCCAUUUUUCUGUUGGUGUUAAAGUGAAAGGUUGUCACAAUAUGUUUGGUUUUUGUAGAAUGUUGAUGUGAAAUCCAAAAUUUGAAUUAGUGAUGUUUGCA